This is a messenger RNA of Drosophila subpulchrella, 2476 nucleotides long. Its product is annotated as ras guanine nucleotide exchange factor V. Bases 304 to 1707 code for a protein of 467 amino acids. NCBI's taxonomy places the organism in Eukaryota, Metazoa, Arthropoda, Insecta, Diptera, Drosophilidae. The transcript is spliced from 3 exons. The record is from RefSeq and is a predicted model, not a curated record.
CGUUCGUGCGAGACAGACGUGUGUGACGGACCUGCGAUUUUUUCAUUCGAACCAAAAUCCAAAUCAAAACCAAAACCAAAACACACUGCUAACUGCAACUUUGGCGCGACUUUUCGCGAAGUGAGCCAGCUGAAAGCCAAGCGAAAUUAGAUGUGAAAAACGAGUGUGCAUGGCAGGCAGAAGAGAAAAAGAGAAAUAAGGUGCAUAUGUGCAGCAAGUGUAACGAUACCCAAUACCCAGGCUAAAGCUAAAAAAAAUAAUAUAACAACAAAAACAAAUAAUACCCCUUAGUGGCCAGCAGCCAUGUCUACGAAACUGGAGCAGCAGCACUCGAAGCCCAUUCUGAGUCCAACUCGAUCCCUGGACGAAGGUUUCGAAAGUGAUCCGGAUCGGGUUUCCACCGAUUCGGAGCAUCAGACAAGUGGAACCACUAGCACCACCAGUACUAGCAACAACAACAACAACAAUAAUAAUGCACCAAGCAACAACAACAAUGCCAGCAAGUUGGCCCAGCUUAGUUCGGCGGCCACUGGGGGCGCCACCAAGACGUCGGCCGGAGCAAGUGCAUCCGGUGGUCCAAUGGUGAACUCUGGAAACAUCAGGGGCGCCCUUACUUUGGCCGCCCCCCAGCUUCAGAGGCGGGAGUUCUUCGCCAAGGAUCAGGCAGGAUCAAAACUGAGGCACCAGGCUCCCACCCUGCAGCAGCCACGCCUCCAGUACCAAAAACAAAGACAGCCCCUGGUGCCCAGUGCCGCCUCCAGUGUGCACAACCAUCGGCUAACUGCCUCGCUGCAGCAGGGAUCGUCGGCGCCGGGAAAUAAUCUGGGCACCGGAACCGGAACAGCCAACUAUCGACGCGGACGUCGACUCCACAUGAAUCCCCCUCGCAACGGCAUUCGCUCGCACUCGGUGGACGCCAUAUCGCGGCACAAUCGCCACGGCUACGAUCCCAGCAGCCUGAUCCUGAAGCACGACGGAAAUGGUAACAUAAGCAGCAGCAGUGCCGGGGCGACCACCACCCGCAUGCUGAACUACAAGACCACGGGCGGAGGCAGUGCAGCCGGAGCACCGGCUGCCGGACAGGCCCUUCUCGUCCAGCCGAUUUCCAGUGCCACCUUGUCUCCGCUGGUGGCCGCCGGCGUGGUUGAUGUGGUCGAGGGCGGCGGCUCCUCGCCGGUGAUCGCCUCGGCCACCCACAGCCUGUACACCUUCUAUCCGGCGGAGGGGAAUCUCCAGGUGUGGCAGACGGAGUGCGGCGACCUCACCUACAAGUCGUCGCGGAACAUGCAUCAGCUCCACAAGGCGCCCGUGUGCUGGACGCAGUCCAUUCCCAGGCAGGCCAGAAGAUACAUAACACCGGCAGCAGCGGCCACGGCAACGGCAACCUCAUCAACCUCAGCGGCAGGAGGAGUAGGUGGCACCAAUCUGGCGCUCUAUCCCACGGCCACCGCCCAGGUGUAUCGCUCCAACAACGGCCUGGAUGUCCUGGACUGCGCCGGACUUGAGCACCACAACGCGGCCACCACAUCGGGACACUCCGGCAGCGGCUUCUCCCAGCGCCUCAGGGAACUGGCCGCCUCCGCAGGACUACUCUCCCUCAAGCCCCGCCAGCCCCUCAAGCCGGUGAUCAAGACGCGCGGCUCCCCGGGACCGGAGUUCCCCAAGAAGGUCACCUUCAGUGCCUUCGCCACCGUCCAGGUGGUGUGAGUGGGCGCGAACAGUGGGUCUAGCAUCUGUGGCAUCUGUGCAGGCACAGAGCAAGUUUCAUCUUGCACUUGUUAACCAUUAUUUGUUGUUGUUUUUAUAUUUGUUGCUGUUGUUAAAUGUUUAGCCAAAACUAUGGGAACCUUAGGAGAGAAAUUCCUGAAAAUCUUAUAAAAACAUAAAUUGUUGUGCCAUGUCUGUGGCUCGAAAUGAAAAUAAAAACCAUAUAGAAAAGAAUAACACACCCCAUAGCUGAAGAAAAUACCUCAAGGACCUUACAUUUCCAUCUACUUAUCUUUGCUAUCUCUAAACAUUUUUCUUUGGUAGACUGAUUUUUCAACAACCCUCUUUUAGUUCCUUUCGAUCACCCUCUACUAAAGCAGUAUUUCCAUCUUUCUCCAUCUUUCAAUCACUCUCCUCACACAAACACACCCAAAAACGUUGUAGAAUAUAAAGACUAUGAACGCAGAAAUUCUAAAUAUUUUCUAUUAAACCGUAAAUAUGAAUGAAUUUUUGCCUAUAACAAUUUAAACAGCAAAUAUAGUCAUAAAUAUAUGUAUCCAUGUAAAAUGUAAGUCUGUUUUGUGUAUGUGUGUAUAUAAACCAUGAUUUUGCAUUGAUUAUUUUAUAGGGUAUAAAAAGCACCUUACGAAUACACACAAAUUUUAAUCGAUGCUGCUGUAUAUUGUAUUUAAAGUAUAAUAAAAUAUCUUAUUUAAGCCUAAUAUUAUGCAUGAGAAAUAAUAAAUAAAAUAUAACAUGAUAAAACCAA